AUGGCUCAAUCCACAUCCAUUUCCUCUAACAAAUCCUUGAUGAGGUUGAUUCUUCAGCUCUCCCGAUCUGACCCUAAGAGACACCCAAAGGAGAUGAAGGUGAAGAGCACGCAGCUGGUCAACGAAAUCACCGAUACCCAAAACUUGCCUUUAGAACUGAACCGGACACCCACAAUCCAUCGUCUUCAGCAGGAAAUCACCGAAGGUCAACGACAUGUACUAACAAACAUCGCUCCGAUAUCUGGUGAUUUCCAGCUGGUCUUUUGUAUGAAGGCUGUAGGCGGAGGAAGGGAAAAGGAAUAUGACAUGACAAAUGACGAAUUCAGCACUUUUUAUUUCGGUUAUAACAGUCAUCAACAUUCAGAUUCAGAUUCAGGUUCAGGUUCGGAUUCAGACAAACCUGAACCUGGACCUGAACCCAAACCUGGUGAUUUGCCAAAAAGUGUGGAUUGGAGAAAAAGAGGCGCAGUGACUCAUGUCAGAGAUCAAGGCCAUUGCGGAGCUUGUUGGGCAUUCUCUGCUGUAGCAGCAAUCGAAGGCAUCAACAAAAUCAAAGGCGGCAAUUUGACAAUUCUAUCCGAACAAAUGCUUGUGGAUUGUGAUGUCAACAAUGGUGACAAAGGAUGUCGCGGGGGUAUAAUGGAGAAAGCAUAUAACUUUAUAAAAAAGAACGGUGGAAUCACUACAGCACAAGAUUACCCAUAUGUAGGAAAAGACGAAGAUGAGAAAAGUCUACAAUCUGCGGUUGCAAACCAACCCGUAUCAGUUGCCAUUGCUGCUGGUUUUUUAUUCCAGCUUUACGGAAGUGGGCUUUAUUCGGGCCCAUGUGGGACCCACCUUAACCAUGGGGUAACCGUGGUUGGGUUUGGGGAAGAAGAUGGAAGAAAGUAUUGGAUUGUUAAAAACUCAUGGGGGACUGAUUGGGGUGAAAAUGGUUACAUGAGAAUUGAAAGAGAGAGUAAAGAUAAAGGAGGUAAGUGUGGGAUUGCAAAAGACUCUACUUACCCUGUACUUAUAUGA
Messenger RNA from Lactuca saligna, 1020 nucleotides. The record is from the annotation of a GenBank genome assembly. NCBI's taxonomy places the organism in Eukaryota, Viridiplantae, Streptophyta, Magnoliopsida, Asterales, Asteraceae.